Calidris pugnax (ruff) is the source of this 822-nucleotide messenger RNA. It is a transcript of the gene ERH, whose product is annotated as enhancer of rudimentary homolog (Drosophila). The record is from RefSeq and is a predicted model, not a curated record. Lineage: Eukaryota; Metazoa; Chordata; Aves; Charadriiformes; Scolopacidae. Bases 119 to 433 code for a protein of 104 amino acids. The transcript has 4 exons.
CCCGCCCUGCGUGCUGUGCCGGCCGUUAGCGCGGCGCUUCCGGUCGGGCGCGGGGGGUUGUGGGGGGAAUCGUCGCGCGCCUCUUCUCCGCGGCGGUGCUGAGGGAGCGGGAGCCGUGAUGUCUCACACAAUUCUACUUGUCCAGCCCACCAAGAGGCCAGAAGGCAGAACAUACGCUGAUUAUGAAUCGGUGAAUGAGUGCAUGGAAGGAGUCUGUAAAAUGUAUGAAGAGCAUCUGAAAAGAAUGAAUCCAAACAGUCCAUCCAUUACAUACGAUAUCAGCCAGUUGUUUGACUUCAUUGAUGACUUGGCAGACCUCAGCUGUCUCGUUUACCGUGCUGAUACCCAGACAUACCAACCCUACAAUAAAGACUGGAUAAAGGAGAAGAUCUACGUCCUCCUCCGCAGGCAGGCCCAGCAAGCAAGCAAAUAAUGUGGGCACCAUCAUGACAUGGGUUUGGGGGAGGGUUUGGACAACAGGUGUGUACAGAGUGUAGUAGUGAACGUUUUGUAUUAUAGUCAUCCUGUUGCCAUUUUUCUAACUCUUUAGCCAGGACUGAAUGUAUUGUUAGAGAUGCAAGAAUUUUGUUGAUUUGACUUUUUUUUCAGUGUAAAUGGAGAAGAAAGUGCAACAUCUUCAGCAGAUUUUUCGUUUGUUUUUUCCUCUGGUUAGUUAAUGGUCCUACCUUGUUUGAACCCCAGGGGCUGUUCACAUUGUACUUCACCACAUUCACUGUAUGUGCCCUUCUCUGGGGUUUCCAACAUUUAGUUAUGUCCUUGAGACGGUCUUAAUGGGGAAUAAAAAAUUACCCUUUAGUUAAA